ACGAUGUGCAGCCUUCCUCCACGUAAACAGUAACAGGACUUACGGCUUAGCGGACGCGAGGCUCCACCGGACUAUACUUGUGUGUACACGCAGGCUUUCUACGUGACAGGCUAUUACUGUACCUCUGCGCGUAUCACACAUCCUUCUCUCAGUCCACUUUGACAACGUGGCCAGCCGCGUGCUUGCCAAGGGUGACAUCUUCAACAGUUCUUGGGCUCAGUUCGCACGGUGAUUUCUGUAGAUGUUGGGAACGUUUGCUGACCUGAGGGUUUUUUUUAUUUGAUCUCGUGGUUAUUCAUUCGGAGAGCUGAUAGCACAGCAAAGGCAACGUCAUCGGAGUCGACCUUGUCGCUAUGGAUAUCUUUACAAACACGCCGGUCUGCCCGGAGAGAAGCACAGUGAGAUAUUGCUGUGCGUCCGAUGGAAGCAUGUCUGUUAUCUCGGAAAAGUAAAACAUUCUCCUUCAGAUAAGCAACAGAUGUUAACAGCAUAGACCUGCAGUUCAGGGAUGUGAUUGUGUUAUAAAAAUACAUCGAAAAAAAGCGAAGACCGUUUCAUGUUUUGGAACUUGACAAUUAUAGUUUACCAAACAAUACUUAGUAUCUGAAAAUAAUUCGAAUGUUUUUGGCUAAAAACCCCAAAAAAAACUUUUUGUGGCAACGAAACUUGGGGGGGGGGGGGGUGGAAAAACUUUCAUUUCAUUCUUUAAUUCCUCUUCGGGGCAUGGCAGUUGUUGGGUCGAUUUAGUGGAGAGUGUACAGACUUUUUGUGCCUUGAUUUGGCUCUGUGAGCAUGGCCAAAGCUAUGCUGUGGCAAGAUAAACGGCGCCGGAGGCAGUACAUGCUGGGGAGGUCUGCUUCAGAACGGUCUCCAAGCGGCGUGGUGCUGGUCAAGGUUCACAGAGAAUGUCCACUUGUUGACCCAUCCUGUUACACUGCAGACGUUGAGACAGACCCGCGAGUGCACUCUACAGCACCCCCAGGAGCACGGUACGUGGGUUCAACAGAGGUGACGCAAGGACACAUCUUGGCAGAAACCUCAUUUUCACACUAUCAGAUAGUGGACGGCGUCACCACCUCCCAUUCUACGACUGACGACGCCCUUGGCAUGAGCAUGGUGUCCCGGAGUGGCAGUCCGGGAUGUGAAGUGCAUGGGGCGGCCGCCAAAGGAGACUUGAGGGGCAGCUGCCUAUCGUCAUGCGAGGACUCUGCUCAAGGUGGCCGUCUACCCAGCAAUGAAGUGGUGACUGAAGAAGCAGCAGAGACGGUGGAAAGUGAGGGUGAGGGUGAGGAUCGAGUUGGGGAGGUUCUUCUUCGCGAUCCACGAUUCCGCACAGCCUUGCGCUCACACUCGCCCACACGUCGGCAUACCUGGGAACCGGGAAAGCGAGUGUCUUGGGAAGACACGGUUGGCCACCAAAGAGGCUUUUUAAGAAGACCACUGUCUCACAAGCGGAGCUUCAGUUGGUGUCCUGUUAUCUUGGAACCGCAGGAGAACACUCACCAUUUACACAGCAUGAGCCUGGACCAGCUCGAUGCAAUGAGCCAGGUCAAAGAGGAGGCAGGACAGUGCGUCCCAGACGGGUCCACCCCAACUCUUCUCGAUUUACGGAGGACCCUGAUGAUGGGAGGAACUCGUGACAAGCGAGAUAUGCAGACUCGACAGAUGGAGAACUUCAGGCACAGCAUGAGCUGUAUUGCAGAGGCUAAAGAGUCUCACACACAUCUCAAGAAUGUGUGGAUGCCCAACGCCUCGCUCCGACACCUGAACCAGACCACACCCAUCUCCCCCCUCUGCCGUUCCACGAAACCAGCUGCUGACAGGAUGCGGAUAUCACUGCAGCCAAAUGGUGUCACGGAGAACAGUGCUCAUGCCACUAGCUGGCUUGGUUCCAAGGAAGACGGAAUGCAAGCCGUGUACGGUUCCAAUAUCUCACUCUCCGAGGACAGGGAUGAAGCGGAAACUGGAAGGAAAGGCUCUAAGAAGUCCGAAGAGAAGGGGGGAAUUGGUCGGACCUUCAGUUUUCUGAAGAAUCGCAUGUCCAGCAUCCGUGAGAAGAAUAAGGGGAAACAAAAAGAGAAGGAUCGACUGAAAGAGCGUGACAAGGAAAAAGGGCCACAAAUGGGCACUGGCCACCAAUUUGAGGUGGUAAGCCCUCCACCUAUGUCGGCGCAUUGUCGUUACUGUUCCGCCAUUCUGAAGCACAAGGAAGCCAUGCGCUGCCAGAAUUGCAGCGUGAUGGCCCAUAAAGCAUGCAAAGACAAAGUACCACCCUGUCCUAUGAACAAGCUCAGGGAAAUUCCAAGCCCGAUGCAACUUCCAGAUACAGGGAAGCCUACUUUUGCAACUAUCUCAACAACACCACAAAGGCGUGAGCGGCCACGCUCAGUCGUGCUACCAAAUGAGGCAGCCGACUUAAUGUUCUCGGACCGAAGUCAUACCUUUCGUACCCCCAUCAGCAGCUCCACACUCUCCAAGAGUGUGUCGACUAUCAACAUGGCAGGCGGGUAUAUGGAUAUGGAUAAAGGUGUUCACACGCUUCUUGGGAGCAUGUCCCAGUCCAUUGACUCCCUCGUCCUGGCACACCAAAACAUUGGUGUCUCCAUGGAGUCUUUGACGGAUGAAGGAGAUAUGUCCUUGACAAAUUUAAUGUACGACUUUGAGAUGGAACAGAAGCUAUUUGAAGCCGAGUCAUGGAGUGUGGCCAUGGAUGAGAAGUUUGUCAAGAAGCAGAAGAAGGAUAUUGUCAGAAGGCAAGAAGUUAUUUAUGAGCUGAUACAGACGGAGAUGAACUAUGUGAGGACACUGCGUAUCCUGUCCGAGGUGUACCGGAAAGGCCUUCAGAACGAUGUGCAGCUAGAUCAAGUUGUGGUGGAUCGUAUCUUCCCCCGGCUUGAUGAGCUCAAUUCAUUUCACACGCAAUUCCUAGACACCCUGUUGACCCGUCAGAAGGACAGCCUGCAGCCAGACAGCCAGCAAAACUUUGUCAUUCAUCACAUCGGAGACCUUCUGCUCGAACAGUUUACAGGUGAUCUGGGUGUGAAGAUGAAGGAUUUGUAUGGGGCCUUCUGCAGUAAACAGAGUGAGUCUGUCAGUAAUUUCAAAGAACUUCUGACCAAAGAUAAGAAGAUGCAGAUUUUCGUGCGGAAGCAGAGUAAGAAUCCACAAGUGCGGCGGAAGGGCUUCCUGGAGUGCGUGCUUCUCGUUACGCAGCGAAUCACCAAGUACCCUCCACUCCUCGAUCGUAUUCUCAAGUACACAAAAGAGGGCAUCUCGGAGCAUAUGCACCUGACACGUGCGGUGUCCUCGCUUCGUGCCAUCCUGAGCAAUGUGGAUGAGCAGGUCAGCCAAUACCGCAAGCAGCAGCGCCUAGAGGAGCUGGUUGGGCGCAUCGAGGCCAAGGCGCACACAACCUUCAAGAGUGGCCUUCCCUUCAAUCGCGAUGACAUGCUCACCAAUGAGCUGAUCCAUGACGGACCACUGGUGGGAAAGAUGGCUCCAGGCCGCACAAAAGAUAUCCAUGCUGUGCUGCUGAAGGAUUGCUUGAUCUUCUUGCAAGAGAAAGACCAGAAAUACGUCUUUGCGUCACUGGAUCAAAUGCCAGCGGCCAUCUCUCUCCAAAAGCUGCUCGUGCGGCCAAUGGCAAACCAAAGCUGUGGGCUCUUCCUCAUCAACACAACACCUCCAGAACCUCGGAUGUUUGAGGUUUUUGCCAACAAGCGGGAUGUGAGAAACAAGUGGUACACUCUGCUACGGCAGGCUGUUGACAGGUGCACUUUGAAGAGUAAAGAUUAUAACGCAGAAAUGCCACCAAAAGACUUUCAAGAGAGCAUGGAACGCUUGGUGAUGCAAGAGCGUGUGCCAGGUGAGAGGCCACGGUCUUGGGCGAAGGUGUCAUCGCCAACUGAGGUCAUGGGGGACAGCCGUGUGAGGCUGUCCUCUGACAACGAGGCGUUGAGGGGUAGAAAUCCAGAUCCAGUACCAACUGAUACCAACACAAACCUAUCUAAGGCCAUGGAAAAUCUUGAAUAUGAAGAGGAUGUGGAGCUGAUCGAUUCGUACGUUCGUGGACCAAGUGAUGGUUCAAAUGAUUUUCUGGUGGAGUCAAUGGAGGAGCUUUCAAACAAAACCAAGAAGGAGCUUCUCCUUGGAGCCAGUAAGGAUGCAACUUGGCAACAACUAGCCCAGGAAGACCAAGAAACAGUUGCAGGUUCAGCAGUUGAGGCAAAAUUUAGAGAGGUGCCAAGUGACCCUGUAUCUGAUUACACUAUACCAUUACGCCCAACAGUAGAUCAGAGCUCCCAAACGACUGAUUCGGAAGAGACAAAGCAAGAAAAUAGCUUCGAUGUGUCUGAAGCAUUGUUAAAAGAAAACUGGACUAAACUACAAAAAGAACAAAAAAUACUUGAUGAAGAAAAAGCAAAGGUUGAAGAAGAGAAAGUAAAACUGGCAAAUAAAUUAGAAAGAUUGAGGCUGGAAGAGGCCAAAGUUGAUCAGUUUGCUGUGGAACUGCAGGAGCAAAGGACAUUGCUUGCUAUUGAGAGGGAAUGUAUUCGGAAUGAACGCACUGUGCUGGAGAAAAAAAUAGCCAAGUUGAAAGAGGACCCUUCCUGUAAGGUGAUACACUUUCUGGAAAAGAAGGCACUUGAGAGUGACAAUACCGGUUGGCAACAAGAUCUGAUGAAACUUAUUCAUCGCCAAUACAAUCUUAAGGUGGUUACAAAAGAUGAAGGUACAGAAAGUGACAUGGAAAAUGGCAAAGGUGCCGAAAAAGAGGAUAACAGUUCUAUUAUGAUUUUUAAUGUUGAAGAAAGUGAAGAAAAGCGUGAGGAUGUCGAUGUUGAAGAGAAUACAGUGGAGACAUGUCAGAAUGAGAAUCAGACAGAAGUAAGUAAAGAUCCCUGUAAAGUAGAACAAGUAAGUGAACUAAAAUUGGAAGUGGAUGAAGAUGCAAUAGACAUGUUUGAGAUGGAAUUGGCAGUAAAUGAAGGAAAGAGUUUGGAAUCAACUGACACACACACAGUAGAAAUAGCCAUAUUAAAAGAGGAUGCUAUUGAAAAUGACAUGAAAGAAAUUAUUUUGGAAGGUGAAAGAGGCACCGAGUCUCAGCAACUCGAGUCAGAAGUAGAAAAUGAAAUAAAAAAGAACACGAUUGCAGAUCUUUUGAUAUUAGAACAGGAAACAGAGCCAGUGUCAAAUUUAUUGCGGCACGUAAGUGAGAAGGUGGCUGCAGAAAAUGGAUGUGGAGAUUCUGCUGGAAUGUGUGCAGAAUAUGCAGCAGAAACUGAAUGUGAUCAGAUGUUGUGUGCACAAGUAACAGAAGACACUACGAGUGAGGUUUUGUCAGCAGAGGUAUUUGAGCUUGAAAUUGAGUCUUCAGUAAAAAAACAGGAAGUGACCAGAAGCACAUUCCGCCCAGAUGGCUUUUUAAAAAAGAGAAAUUCAGAAAUACGUGGUAAAGGGUCACAGUCAAGUGAUCAGACCUGUGAUCAGCUAAAUGAGGAGGAAGGGCAAAUAAACAGAGAUGCAGAAGAGCUGGAGACACACACGGAAGAUCAUAGUUUGUUCAAUCCUGAGGAAGAAUUGCUUCAGGACUUUGAGUCUUGUCAACCUACUAUGCCAGAAGCGCAUUGUCAGCCUACAAUAAAAGCUGAACUUGAUAUAUUCGGCGACUCAACCUCUGACGCCAUGCAUGAAACUGUCACAGAAGACAUCAGUGUGAACACUAAAGAGACGAAGGAAAAUCUGUCUGACUUUGACACCAUUGAGACAGACCAGGAUGACAGGAAUAAUCAGUCGUCAGAAGCUUCAGAAAGUCUGGUAGUUGAAGAAAAAGGGUCUGAUGUCGACAAUUGUACGAUUGCGAGUAAAAACAAAGACGCCACGGAAUCAGCAGGAGUACGGCCAACAGACCAAGGUGAUGAAUCGAACAUAUCUGUGACUCUGAACCAAAGUGAACAAACAGAGCUUGAGCCUCGUGCUGCGGAUAUAUCACCAGUUGAUGGUGAUUUUGUAAAAGGGUUGGUGGAUCAGGAUGGAAUGUACUGUACAGAUGCAGAAAGUCCAAGUGCAGAUUCAGUCGUUGCUGAACUGGCACAGAGUUUGGAUCACCUUUCCCUCCUAGAUUGUAGCCAACAGACAUACCUUUAGAAACAUUGCCUGCUUGACAAUGAUAUUGGGUUUCACAAGUUAUAUGCAUAUAGUUUCCAGCCUUAUCCUAUACCCAUCUGUGCAUUUUUAUAUUAACUUGCCAUGUUUAUUCUACAUCACAUGCAACAUAUGUUAUGGGGUGACUUAUGUCAAGUCUGUUGACUGCAUUUGUUCUUUUGAUGAACACGUUUGUAUUUUUUAGAAAUAUUAAUGAUAUAUGUAAAAACUUAAAAUGUUGUUUUUAAAUGCUGUACUAUACACUUCCCAUCAUAUAACACUGUGGUAAGAUGUUUUGAGUCCUAAAAAAAUAAUCAAAUAAUUUUGGUUACUCUAUGGAAUCAAUUACAACUAGCGGUGAUAGACUUGUUGGUUUGCACUCGUAAGAUGCACUUGUUUGUAAGAAAUAUGUAUGAAAGAAAUAUGAAUGGUUGAAGCAUGAUAUGUAAAUCCACAGAAAAGUAAUUACUUGAGGGGCUUUAGAAGUAAUGGAUAACUUGUACAAACACUAGAUCAAAUGUUUUGUUACAUAAUACAGAUUAGUGUGGAGUUGAUUUAUGGAAAUGUUUGGGGUUUUUUUUUGCUUUUGAGGGUAAUUGCAGACAGCAUCUCUAUAUUAAAACGAUUACUGGUGUUGCACACCAUUAUCUCCCAUUUAAAAUUAAGAUUUUGUACAAACAGUAUGAAAUAGUAAUGUGGACAAAACAGCAAUAAUUAAUGUAUUAUUGUUGAUGGGACAUAAGAGCCAGCGGUCUGUUCUGGUACUGAAAAUCACUUCAGUACCAUUGCAUUCUGUGUAAUUGGAUACUGUAAUUGCUUGUGGUUUUGUAUGUACAUUGAUAAUGUCUGAGGUCUUGGACAUAUUGUCUUGUACAAAACAUGUAUAAACGCCUUUUCAUCCCAUGUUUUAUAUUUUGUAAAAAUGAAAAAUUCUUUAUAUGACAAACCACUUUAUUGUCUUUUUUAAGUAUUUUUGUUGAGUAUUUAUAUAAUUUUUGCUUAAUUUUUCUCACAUACCAAGUAAUUUUUCUGGGUAAAGUUUGAAACUAUCAAUCUGAAGUGUCUUGCAAUUCUACACGUUCCUUUCGAGUUAUAAUUUCACAACAUGAAACCAUAACAUUCUUAAGGAUACACAGUGAAUUAGCAUAGGGUAAGUAAUAUAUAAACGGAUAAUACAAAGCAAUACAGCUUAUCCAUUUUUCUUAAAUCUUAAAGCUCAAAACAGAUUUUCAGAGGAUAUUCUUUAAACCAAUAUUUCAAGGCUAUGCAGAGAUCAUUCAGUUACAAUUCAUUAAUGACAACAGCUCUGUUAAUUUUGAUUUAAAGCUUUCGUGACUGCAGGGAUUCAUAUUCUUGGUUCUUUCGCUAAAGUAACACAGAAGGGAAAUGUGACUUUACCGAAAGAACCAAGAAUAUGAAGCUCUGUUAAUGUAGGUCUUUCUGUACAAAUAUAUGAGCUGUUGCACGGCUACUGGUUUGUUGGAUUCUAUUAUAUUUUAUACGGAAUGUACACUGAUGCCGUGUUAAUGUACACCAACAGUAUACCAUCUUCCAUUGAAACGUAACACUGAAUUAUAUUCUAUGCAUUUCCAGAAAUGGCGAGUUGGGAUCAUUGGCUCCAACGGGUAACUAAAAAUUACACAUGGAACUUAAAUCCAAUUAUCCAAUACAUAACGACCAUACAUAUGUUGCUUGCUGAGAAGUAACUCAUUUGGUGGAGCAGCAAUUCUCCAUGUAUCAUGAACUUAAAUCUGGCCAGGUCAAUAUCUUAUCAAUCUGAGCUCAUUACAAAUUAUUACCAUUUGGAGGGAAACUCAUACGUUGCAGUUCAACAUACAUAAUGUGCCCUGACAUGGAAACAGUUUCCCCGCAUAUGGCUUGGAGCCAUAGUUAAGAUGAGCAUCACCAACAUUUCUCCAGAACUUGGGGGUAAUGUUGACUUCUAAUACAGUGUCACUUAGCUAUAGUUGCCAACUUAGUUUGAUGGAAACUGCAAAACCUUGCAGUAACAGUUAUCAGGGAUUAUGCAUAAACAUCACACCAAUGGAAAGUGUAUCGAAUCAUUGCUGAGUUUUAGGAUAUAAUUAGUUUUUACUCAUUGAUGGUGCUGUGCAAUUGCCUCUGUGCUUUUUGGACUUUUCUCCGUGUGACUCCUUUUUUAAAGUUCAAGGACACUUCAUCUCAUAUCUUCAGCCGAUCAACAUUUAUUUAAAUUAAUCUACAUUGGAGACUCAAAACUCUCAGGCAAAAAGAAAAAUACCAAAUGAAAACAUGUUUUUGCACACAUCACUAUCUUAAUAAAAAUUUUUUUAAAAAGCUUGUCCAAUAUUUUCAACAGACCUAAAAUUGUUUACAUAUGAAAACUGUAUUUAGUUAAAGCUAAACUUAAAUUAGUGUUUAUAUUACAUUAAAGUCUAACAGAUUUCAUAAUAUUGUACAGUAAACAUGUAUGAUAAUGUAACUCCCCUUUUCUAGUGACUGCAUGGUUUUCCUCAUGAUGCCUAUUGACUUGAUUUGAAGCUUUCGUGACUGCAGGAAUCCAUACUCUCUGGUUCUUUCGGUAAAGUCACGUAGAUAGAAAAAAUAAUACAAUAAAAGAAAACACGACGUUUCGGGUCGCAACACAAGCGUCCCCACAAACCCUCCCCCCCCUCUCCCCUGCGAACUCCCACAGCCAAACUCCUUCCCCCCCUUACCUCCCGUGCCUAUAUAAAGCCACAACAGCAGAUCAUUUUUCCACACCUGAAGACGGACGCUUGUGUUGUGACCGAAGCCUAUUUUUUUCUUAUCUACGUGACUUUUUACCGAAAGAUCCAGAGAGUAUCCCUAUUGACUGUUGAUGCUGUUUAGACUUGUGGCAGAAGGGGCAUCAGCACUUUCCAUACAUAAAGUACUGUAACAGAGUAAUUCCCUGCUGGCCAGGUAAUACACGUUCUGUCAUUGAACUCCCACUCAAGUCGUUGAAGCUGUGUGGGUACAUGUGUAAGGUCAUGCAAAUCCUAGUGUCCAAUCAUGGGCGUUUCUGACGUUGAUCUUGAGCAGUGCAAGUGGUUAAUCAACCACGAGUUGAUUUUUGGAUUAUUCCAAAUCAUUAAACAACUAAAAACUUGCCACUAAUGUGUCAUGCACUGUAUGUAGAUGUAGUUAUCAGCAAUGUACGUAUUCUGUUAAAUAACUGAUCACUCGUGAAAUAUCCUCUGUUAAGUGCCUCUGUGCUCUUUGUCACAGACUCUUUGCUGUGUAACAAGUGAACAUGGGUGUUCAAAUAAAGUACAUUUUGGAACGAAAAAUAA
This is a messenger RNA of Petromyzon marinus (sea lamprey), 9440 nucleotides long. NCBI's taxonomy places the organism in Eukaryota, Metazoa, Chordata, Hyperoartia, Petromyzontiformes, Petromyzontidae. The record is from RefSeq and is a predicted model, not a curated record.